Closterium sp. NIES-67 is the source of this 4155-nucleotide messenger RNA. Lineage: Eukaryota; Viridiplantae; Streptophyta; Zygnematophyceae; Desmidiales; Closteriaceae. The record is from the annotation of a GenBank genome assembly.
UUCCCCGUGCCACUAUGCUUCCCCGUGCCACUAUGCUUCCCCGUGCCACUAUGCUUCCCCGUGCCACUAUGCUGCCCCGUGCCACUAUGCUGCCCCGUGCCACUAUGCUGCCCCGUGCCACUAUGCUUCCCCGUGCCACUAUGCUGCCCCGUGCCACUAUGCUUUCCCGUGCCACUAUGCUUCCCCGUGCCACUAUGCUUCCCCGUGCCGCUAUGCUUCCCCGUGCCACUAUGCUGCCCCGUGCCACUAUGCUGCCCCGUGCUACUAUGCAGCCCCGUGCCACUAUGCCUCCCCGUGCCACUAUGCUUCCCCGUGCCACUAUGCUGCCCCGUGCCACUAUGCUGCCCCGUGCCACUAUGCUGCCCCGUGCCACUAUGCUGCCCCAUGCCACUAUGCUGCCCCGUGCCACUAUGCUGCCCCGUGCCACUAUGCUGCCCCGUGCUACUAUGCUUCCCAGUGCCACUAUGCUGCCCGGUGCCACUAUGCUGCCCCGUGCCACUAUGCUGCCCCGUGCCACUAUGCUGCCCCGUGCCACAAUGCUGCCCUGUGCCACUAUGCUGCCCCGUGCCACUAUGCUGACCCUGCUACUCUGCUUCCCCGUGCCACUAUGCUGCCCCGUGCCACUAUGCUGCCCCGUGCCACUAUGCUGCCCCGUGCUACUAUGCUUCCCCGUGCCACUAAGCUUCCCCGUGCCGCUAUGCUUCCCCGUGCCACUAUGCUGCCCCGUGCCACUAUGCUGCCCCGUGCCACUAUGCUGCCCCGUGCCACUAUGCUGCCCCGUGCCACUAUGCUUCCCCGUUCCACUAUGCUUCCCCGUGCCACUAUGCUUCCCCGUGCCACUAUGCUUCCCCGUGCCACUAUGCUUCCCCGUGCCACUAUGCUUCCCCGUGCCACUAUGCUUCCCCGUGCCACUAUGCUUCCCCGUGCCACUAUGCUGCCCCGUGCCACUAUGCUGCCCCGUGCCACUAUGCUGCCCCGUGCCACUAUGCUUCCCCGUGCCACUAUGCUGCCCCGUGCCACUAUGCUUUCCCGUGCCACUAUGCUUCCCCGUGCCACUAUGCUUCCCCGUGCCGCUAUGCUUCCCCGUGCCACUAUGCUGCCCCGUGCCACUAUGCUGCCCCGUGCUACUAUGCUGCCCCGUGCCACUAUGCCUCCCCGUGCCACUAUGCUUCCCCGUGCCACUAUGCUGCCCCGUGCCACUAUGCUGCCCCGUGCCACUAUGCCUCCCCGUGCCACUAUGCUUCCCUGUGCCACUAUGCUGCCCCGUGCCACUAUGCCGCCCCGUGCCACUAUGCUGCCCCGAGCCACUAUGCUGCCCCGUGCCACUAUGCUGCCCCAUGCCACUAUGCUGCCCCGUGCCACUAUGCUGCCCCGUGCCACUAUGCUGCCCCGUGCUACUAUGCUUCCCCGUGCCACUAUGCUUCCCCGUGCCGCUAUGCUUCCCCGUGCCACUAUGCUGCCCCGUGCCACUAUGCCUCCCCGUGCCACUAUGCUUCCCCGUGCCACUAUGCUGCCCCGUGCCACUAUGCUGCCCCGUGCCACUAUGCUGCCCCGUGCCACUAUGCUGCCACAUGCCACUAUGCUGCCCCAUGCCACUAUGCUGCCCCGUGCCACUAUGCUGCCCCGUGCCACUAUGCUGCCCCGUGCCACUAUGCUGCCCCAUGCCACUUUGCUGCCCCGUGCCACUAUGCUGCCCCGUGCCACUAUGCUGCCCCGUGCUACUAUGCUUCCCCGUGCCACUAUGCUUCCCCGUGCCGCUAUGCUUCCCCGUGCCACUAUGCUGCCCCGUGCCACUAUGCCUCCCCGUGCCACUAUGCUUCCCCGUGCCACUAUGCUGCCCCGUGCCACUAUGCUGCCCCGUGCCACUAUGCUGCCCCGUGCCACUAUGCUGCCCCGUGCCACUAUGCUGCCCUGUGCCACUAUGCUGCCCCAUGCCACUAUGCUGCCCCGUGCCACUAUGCUGCCCCAUGCCACUAUGCUGCCCCGUGCCACUAUGCUGCCCCGUGCCACAAUGCUGCCCGGUGCCACUAUGCUGCCCCGUGCCACUAUGCUGCCCCGUGCUACUAUGCUUCCCCGUGCCACUAUGCUGCCCCGUGCCACUAUGCUGCCCCGUGCCACUAUGCUGCCCCGUGCUACUAUGCUUCCCCGUGCCACUAUGCUGCCCCGUGCCACUAUGCUGCCCCGUGCCACUAUACUGCCCCGUGCCACUAUGCUGCCCCGUGCCACAAUGCUGCCCUGGUGCCACUAUUGCUGCCCCGUGCCACUAUGCUGACCCGUGCUACUAUGCUUCCCCGUGCCACUAUGCUGCCCCGUGCCACUAUGCUGCCCCGUGCCACUAUGCUGCCCCGUGCUACUAUGCUUCCCCGUGCCACUAUGCUUCCCCGUGCCGCUAUGCUUCCCCGUGCCACUAUGCUGCCCCGUGCCACUAUGCCGCCCCGUGCUACUAUGCUUCCCCGUGCCACUAUGCUGCCCCGUGCCACUAUGCUGCCCCGUGCCACUAUGCUGCCCCGAGCCACUAUGCUGCCCCGUGCCACUAUGCUGCCCCAUGCCACUAUGCUGCCCCGUGCCACUAUGCUGCCCCGUGCCACUAUGCUGCCCCGUGCUACUAUGCUUCCCCGUGCCACUAUGCUGCCCCGUGCCACUAUGCUGCCCCGUGCCACUAUGCUGCCCCGUGCCACUAUGCUGCCCCGUGCCACAAUGCUGCCCUGUGCCACUAUGCUGCCCCGUGCCACUAUGCUGACCCGUGCUACUCUGCUUCCCCGUGCCACUAUGCUGCCCCGUGCCACUAUGCUGCCCCGUGCUACUAUGCUUCCCCGUGCCACUAUGCUUCCCCGUGCCGCUAUGCUUCCCCGUGCCACUAUGCUGCCCCGUGCCACUAUGCUGCCCCGUGCCACUAUGCUGCCCCGUGCUACUAUGCUGCCCCGUGCCACUAUGCUUCCCCGUGCCACUAUGCUUCCCCGUGCCACUAUGCUUCCCCGUGCCACUAUGCUUCCCCGUGCCACUAUGCUUCCCCGUGCCACUAUGCUUCCCCGUGCCACUAUGCUUCCCCGUGCCACUAUGCUUCCCCGUGCCACUAUGCUGCCCCGUGCCACUAUGCUGCCCCGUGCCACUAUGCUGCCCCGUGCCACUAUGCUUCCCCGUGCCACUAUGCUGCCCCGUGCCACUAUGCUUUCCCGUGCCACUAUGCUUCCCCGUGCCACUAUGCUUCCCCGUGCCACUAUGCUUCCCCGUGCCACUAUGCUGCCCCGUGCCACUAUGCCGCCCCGUGCUACUAUGCUUCCCCGUGCCACUAUGCUGCCCCGUGCCACUAUGCUGCCCCGUGCCACUAUGCUGCCCCGAGCCACUAUGCUGCCCCGUGCCACUAUGCUGCCCCAUGCCACUAUGCUGCCCCGUGCCACUAUGCUGCCCCGUGCCACUAUGCUGCCCCGUGCUACUAUGCUUCCCCGUGCCACUAUGCUGCCCCGUGCCACUAUGCUGCCCCGUGCCACUAUGCUGCCCCGUGCCACUAUGCUGCCCCGUGCCACAAUGCUGCCCUGUGCCACUAUGCUGCCCCGUGCCACUAUGCUGACCCGUGCUACUAUGCUGCCCCGUGCCACUAUGCUGCCCCGUGCCACUAUGCUGCCCCGUGCUACUAUGCUUCCCCGUGCUACUAUGCUUCCCCGUGCCACUAUGCUUCCCCGUGCCACUAUGCUGCCCCGUGCCACUAUGCUGCCCGUGCCACUAUGCUGCCCCGUGCCACUAUGCUGCCCCGUGCCACUAUGCUUCCCCGUGCCACUAUGCUUCCCCGUGCCACUAUGCUUCCCCGUGCCACUAUGCUGCCCCGUGCCACUAUGCUGCCCCGUGCCACUAUGCUGCCCCGUGCCACUAUGCUUCCCCGUGCCACUAUGCUGCCCCGUGCCACUAUGCUGCCCCGUGCCACUAUGCUGCCCCGUGCCACUAUGCUUGCAUGCACGGUAUGCAACGCAGUCUGAGAAUCGUUUCAACGAGUCACCCCAACCUCUCCUCCCCCCCCCCGCAUUUUCUGUCUAACCUCACUUCCCGCCAUCCAGCCUCCAUGUCCAAGAGCAGCUUAUACUCCCGUGUUCCUGCCGUCUCACCAUCCAGCCACCAUCCCCCGUGUUCUGAGUCGACUCAAAAUACAACCAUCCAGCCACC